UCCCUAAUUCUAAGCCAAGUUCACACUGCAGUCUGCAGGUUGCUGUACUGCGUUCUAAGCCAAGUGCAAGCCUUUGAUAUCUAUCUAUAUAAACUUGUUCCUAUCAGUCCAUAUUUCCCAUACCAGCGUUGCCUACACCACUAUCUAUUCAUCUUACUAGAGCUAGCUUUACGUUCCUUGCCAUAGAGCAUUCUUCUUACAGAAAGUAAGAUCUCAUAAAGCUCUGAUAACUCUCUUUCCAGGUUUCCAUUUUCCUUGUACUGUAACUUCCUUUGUAGCUUUUCCACAAAAAAGCUUGUUACUAAGUUUCCAAUGGCUUCCACUUGCUCCGAAACACCUUCUUUAUCAUUGUCAUCAUCUUCUUCUUCAAUUCCUGGUUCAAACUACGAUGUUUUUCUCAGUUUUCGGGGUGAGGACACCCGCCAUAGCUUUACAGACCAUUUGUACGAGGCAUUUAGAUUGAGAGGCAUUGAAGCCUUUAGAGACAGCGAAAAACUCCAACUAGGACAAGAGAUUGCUUCUGAGCUCAUACAAGCAAUAGAAAACUCCUACUAUGCAAUCGUUGUUUUCUCAGAAAAAUAUGCCGAUUCCAAGUGGUGCCUGGAUGAACUUGCUAAAAUUGUUGAAUGCAAAAAAAAUAAGAGACUUGAAGUGGUGCCCGUCUUUUACCACGUAGAUCCCUCCGACGUGCGGAAGCAGACUGGGCCAUUUGAAAAAGCCUUUGACGAACAUCAGAAGAAUGACAAAAUCGACAGAGAGAAGAUCCAGAAAUGGAAGGAUGCUAUGAGAGAAGUGGGGAAUUUAUCCGGCGAGCAUUUACUGCCACAUCAAAGGACAGACCCUGCUUGAACAGAAACCGUGGCUAUCAGCCUCAACAAAACAUAAAACGUCCACAGGUGGACUUGAAUACACAGUAAAAUCCCUAGCUUGCAAGCAGCCAAUAUUUGCUAGCCUAUCUGCACACCCAUUGGCUUCACGGAAAAUGUGCUUGAUCCGGCAGUGGGGUAAUUGAAGCAUCAACUGUCUGCAGUCCUCAAAGAGAGGGGAGAUGACAGUAUUAGUAUAACUAGGAUUGUUAAAAGCAUCUACAAGAGAUUUUGCAUCCAAUUCCACAAUGAUCUUGGGGGAAUUUAGUUGUUGGCAUAAGAGAAGGCCAUCCCUAAGGGCCCAAAGCUCGGCCAAAAAACUGCUAGCUUUCCCUAAUCUCCUAGAGAAGCCUAUAACCCAGUUGCCAUUUUCAUCCCUUACAACACCUCCACCUCCGGCUAAACCCAGCACACCAUUUGCAGCCCCAUCCGUGUUGAGCUUCAGCCACCCCAUAUCAGGUUUUCCCCAGCAAAUUUGUUUAACAACCCCUUGUCUGCGAUGCUUCCAUCUUCCUGCACAGUGGACAAAUUCGUUGGACUGCAUAAUGAUCUUCCUGCACAGUGGACAAAUCGUACUCUUUCAAGCGUGUGUAAAUGUAUAUUAGAACUUUUAUUCUUUUUUAUUUAUUUUUACUUUAUCUGCAAUUUGUGUCUCUUGUACCACCCAGUCAAAA
This is a messenger RNA of Quercus lobata, 1540 nucleotides long. Its product is annotated as TMV resistance protein N-like. The record is from RefSeq and is a predicted model, not a curated record. Bases 313 to 849 code for a protein of 178 amino acids. The transcript has 2 exons. Gene Ontology annotation, biological process: signal transduction. Lineage: Eukaryota; Viridiplantae; Streptophyta; Magnoliopsida; Fagales; Fagaceae.